Molecule: messenger RNA, 1536 nt
Organism: Tachysurus fulvidraco (yellow catfish)
Lineage: Eukaryota; Metazoa; Chordata; Actinopteri; Siluriformes; Bagridae
Gene: rnd3a
Product: Rho family GTPase 3a
Exons: 5
Coding region: 125-856 (243 amino acids)
Biological process (GO): small GTPase-mediated signal transduction
Molecular function (GO): GTP binding; GTPase activity
Source: RefSeq, a predicted model, not a curated record
CUUGCCUCCCUGCUUGUAUGCGAGCUCACUUCAGAGUAGAGUUUUGCUGAGUAACGGACAGCUCACGCGCAGAGAAUUUCGUCUUCGACGGAUUUAUAUCUGCUUUAAAAAUAAAAAUUACCAAAUGAAGGAAAGGAGGUCGUGUCAGAAGUCGUCCUUUCAGUCAGGAAUGGACUCGAGUCAGAACGUUAAAUGUAAGAUAGUGGUGGUGGGAGACAGCCAGUGUGGAAAAACCGCUUUACUUCAUGUGUUUGCUAAGGACUGUUUCCCUGAGAACUAUGUUCCCACCGUGUUUGAGAACUACACAGCGAGUUUUGAGAUUGACUCUCAACGGAUUGAGCUGAGUCUGUGGGACACUUCAGGCUCACCGUACUACGAUAACGUGAGGCCGCUGUCGUACCCCGACUCCGAUGCAGUCAUCAUAUGUUUUGACGUCAGCCGCCCAGAGACGCUGGACAGCAUUCUUAAAAAGUGGAAAGGAGAGAUCCAGGAGUUCUGUCCCAACACAAAGAUGCUGCUAGUCGGCUGCAAGUCGGACCUGAGAACAGACCUCAACACCUUAGUGGAACUAUCCAAUCACAGACAGAUGCCGGUGUCGUAUGAUCAGGGUUCUGCGAUGGCUAAGCAGAUCUCGGCUCCGUACAUCGAGUGUUCAGCGCUGCAGUCGGAGAACAGCGUGCGGGACAUUUUCCACGUGGCGACGCUCGCCUGCGUCAACAAGAACAGCAAAACUGUCAAACGCAACAAAUCUGCACGUUCUGCCAAACGCAUCUCGCACAUGCCUGGCAGGCCUGACCUGGCUGCUGUGGCAACAGACUUCCGUAAGGACAAAGCCAAGAGCUGCACUGUCAUGUGAUCUCGUCUAAACUGACGAAGGCUUUCAGGGACAUGUGGGUGGAUAAGAGGGUGAAAGGGGAUAAACUUAGUGGGGUUAAAAAAAAAAAAAAAAAAGUCCUACUAAAGAAUUUCAGUGGAUUAGUGAAGGAGUCACUUUCACUCGGCCGGUUUGCAAUGCUAUAUGCAGCGGUUUCGCUUCCUUUAACCUGAGAGCAAGUGGAAAGUGUCUUAAAGCCAUGACUCUCACGUUCCCCUGAACCGUGUCCCCUUAGAGGAAGUGCACUCCCUCUAACCCAGCAAGAGGCCAUGCUUCCGGAAAGAAACACACUUCGUGAUAGAAAGAAAAAAAGGAACUUUUGACAUCAACAGAAAAUUUGAGGAGGAACUGGCGUCGAGGUGCGUACACGAAGAGCAACAAGUGGGUUUGGGGAAGGAAGCUGAAUCUUGGACUGUGUGAACUGUUUGCUUCUCUCCUGAAUGAGAAGUGCAUGGAGCAGAAAAGAAAUAACUAUCACUGUGCUUUUGAUUCACUUCUCUUUUUCUGCAUGGCUGCUUUAUCCAGAUGUUCGUUCUCUUUAUAGCUGAGCUCAGCUCAAAUUAUUAUGCACAUGUGGUCGCCAUGGAUACACCACUUCUACAGUCCUCCUUUUGCCAUUUCAAAAGCUCAUCACAUUUUCUGAGGUUUUAUAUUUAGCGAGA